This is a messenger RNA of Pocillopora verrucosa, 3964 nucleotides long. Its product is annotated as collagen alpha-1(I) chain. Gene Ontology annotation, cellular component: nucleus. The record is from RefSeq and is a predicted model, not a curated record. Lineage: Eukaryota; Metazoa; Cnidaria; Anthozoa; Scleractinia; Pocilloporidae. Gene Ontology annotation, molecular function: ubiquitin protein ligase activity; RNA binding. Gene Ontology annotation, biological process: protein ubiquitination; ubiquitin-dependent protein catabolic process.
UCCAUUUCAAUGAACAUGGCGCGGUCGUGUUGCAGCUAAACCAUCAACGAUAAGACCCUUUUUUCAAGUUAUCACGACCUUGUAGCUGCCAUUUUAUCAAUCCUUAAAUGUGUAAAGCAUAAAGGAAGAAGAAUCACACUCUUUCCUGAUGUCAAGGAUGGAUUUUUCAGAAAUCCACGAAGAUGAACUGGUGAGUUUGGGAGUUGACUUUGAACAUGGAAGACGAGGCCCAAGACCACCUUUCCGACACCCUGGACCACACCCUUUUCCCCCAUUUGGUCCAGGUGGGCCCCAUGGACCUCGCAUGCCCCCAGGAGGUCACAUGCCUAGACCACCAGGUCCUAUGAUGAUGGGACAUCCAGGUCCUCACCCACGUGGACCCAUGGGGCCCAUGAUGCGUGGCCAUAUGCCAGGCCCUCAUGGUCCUCCAGGUCCUAUGGGGAUUCCAGGACCCAUGAGAGCGAGGCUCCCUAUGGGGGAACAUGACAUACCACCUCCAUGGAAUGACAGGGGAAGAGGAAGGAGGCCACCUGGCAAACCACUACCUCAGCGACAACUAAGUAGAGAAGCACCAAAGCCCAAAAAGUCUAUAACACCUGAUAAAGCAAAAAAAGAAGAGUCAAAACCAGCUGAUGGAGAAGCUAAAGGUCCUCCUGCUAAAAAGCCUAAAAAGGAAGAUGAUGACCUGGAGGAUCUUGAUGAGGAAAAGUUGUUAAAGAGUGAUGAUGAAGGUGAAGGGGCAAAUAAUGUUGAUUUGGAUGCUGUGAGUAUCCAUGGUGAUGAUGAACUGGAUGAUAUUGAUAAAGAGAUCAAAGGCCUGUCAGAAGGAGCAGCUGAAAGCAGUAAGAAGACAAAUUCAAAAGAAGAAGUCAAGAAGGAGCAAGUCACACCUGUCAAAAAAGAAAUAAAGAAUGACAGUGACAGUGAAGAUGAGGGCAAGAAGGACAGACAGCGCUUUAAGUCCGAGCGACCAAAGGAGGCACAGUUCAAGAUUGAAAAGCAUGAACAAAAGAGAGAGUUCAAAAAGCAUGAUGACAGAAACUGGAACAGAAGAGAUGUUGGGCGGGGCCGUGGCAGAGGAGGGCCAAUGAUGGGACCUCCUCUACCAGGAAUGGUUCGGCCAGGAAUGCACCCUCCUUUUCCACCUAGAGGGCCAGAUCCUUUUAUGCAUGGCCCCAGACCUGGUAUGGGGCCAGGCCUUGGAGUAGGACCAGAUCAUGGCCCUGGUCCCCGACCACGCUUCCCACUUGGACCCAGUGGACCAAUUCCUGGUCACAUGCCUGGACCCCCAGAUGGCCAUGGAGCCUUCCCCCCACCAAGGCCACCUCAAGGAAAAAAUAUUCACAUCAACCCACACUUUAGACCUCCUCCAGGGGGAAGAGGAAUGCCAGAGGGUCCACCUCCCAUGCGAGGGCCACACCUUGGACCUCUCAGGCCCGAUGUGCCAGGGCCCCAUAUGGCAGCUCCUCACCCAGGUCCCAUGCGCCCAGAAGUGACUCUCCCACCUGGCCCUGCUGGAGAUUUUGGACCCCGCGGACCUCUUCCAGCUAGAGGGCCUCAUAUGGGUCCAGAGCAAGGACCAAGGCCCAGCAUGGGACAUGACCCAGUAACAGCACCGAGGCCAAUGGGCCCAGGUGGACCAGGUCCCAUGCAAGGUCCUGGACAAGGUCAUGGGCCAAGAUCUGGUCCAAUCCCUGAGAAUGACAUGAGGCCAACCCAUGUCAUGGGAGCUGGCACAAAUGCACUGUCACAACCCAGAGGACCUCCCCAAGUAACACCCAACAUGGUCCCUCCACAUGGUCCUCUACCAGGGCGUGCCCCAACAGCAGGGGGCCCAGGUGCAGUAGCACAUACUGGAGCACCAGGGGGACCUAGCCCCUUACCAGGGCAGCAACACCCAGCCAUGCCACCAAGGGGUCCCACACAAGGAAUGCCACCAACAGGAUUACCUCCUGGAGGUCAAGUACAUCCAGGUGCUUUACAGUCAGCAAUGCGACCACCAGCGAUGAACCAACAUCCGGAAGUACCCAUGUCGGAACCAGAACGAAUUGUCAUUGGAAAUCGUGUGACAGUGUCUAAUAUGGAUGUCUCCAAUCCCGUAAUGCGAGGUGGAAUACCACCACCUGGUUACAAUGCAGCAGCAGCCAUGGCUGCAGCUCAGGGAGCUAAUUUAGCUGCUGCAGCUGCAGCAGCGGCAGCUGCAAGGCAACAGCAGUUUCCUUACGGACAGCAGUAUCCUUAUGAUUAUGCAGCCGUGUAUGGAGCAGAGUGGCAGCAGUUGAUGCAGCAGCAGAGAGAUGCAGCUUAUGCUGCGGCAGCAUAUGGUCUGGAGAAGCACACCAAGAGUCACAAAUCAAAGAAGCAUCAUCGUCGUUAUAGUGCUGACAGUGCGGAAAGUGACUUCAGCAGUGCAUCAAGAUCGGCAUCAAGAUCAGCUUCACGUUCUUAUUCCAGGUCACCAGCAAGGUCUUGGACUCGUUCACGUUCUCUAUCGCUGUCCCGGUCAAGGUCGAGGUCGUCGUCAAGGUCAAGGUCAUUCUCAAGGUCUGUUUCACCGCGCACUCCGCAAACAAGAUCUCCAGUUGUUCGCGCAGCUAAACCAGGGCCUCAUCCGAGAAGGGUAGACAGUCGCAGAGAACGAGAGAAAGAACGGCCUGACAGGAGUCAUGAAAGAGAAAGAGAACGAGACAGAACAAGGGAGCGGCCUGACAGGAGCAGAGAUGGUUACAGGAAUCGUGAGAGAAAUGACCGAGAGAAGCCUAGGGAGAGGGAAUCACAUGAACAACGAGAACCACGUGAACCCCGUCAUGACAGGCCUAGGGAGAGAGAGCGAGAGAGGGACAGAGGAGAUCGCGAGAAGGCAAAAGAGAGGGAACGGGAGAGGACAAGGGAUAGGGAGAAGCCAAAGGAAGGUCAUCGAAGAAGUCGAAGUCGAGACCGAUCAUCUCACAGACGAGAGAGCAGGGAGUCCAGACAUUCUGAGAAUAGUGCCUCAAAGCGGAUCGUUGUUGGACCUUCUGAAAGCAAGAGUAAAACAUCUGGUUCUACUCCGGACGCUAAAGCCAACCGUGUGGUCGUAACCAAGGCUUCAAGCAGCGGGAAGCCGUCAAAUCGAGUUGUAAUUGGUUCUUUGCCGGAAGCGAUAACACCAAGCAGGUUAAAGGAGCUUCUGCAGGGCGUUGGUCCAAUUCAGCAACUAAAGAUGUCCACGACAAAACACAAAGCACUGGUGACGUUUGAGAAGAAUGAACAUGCUCUGGCCUGCCGACGAAAAUUUCAUAGGACUGUAGUCGAUGACAGCCAAGUUACUGUUGACUUCCUCUGAUUUUUUAAAACAUAUUUCACAAGGAUUUGCCCUUUGUGGUCUGCUCCCUUGUAUGUAGUGUUGUAGUUGUACUGUUGUGUUAUUGUGUCUGUUUUCAUAAAGCCUGGCAUUAGUAAAAAACUCUGAAAUUUACUAAGGGUAAAUCUCAACAUCAUAAUUCCAUCUAUCUAAAAACGAGCCUUUUCUAGAACGUUGUGAUUCUUUAUCAGGUACAUUUUUAGUAUGCGAUUUUCUAGAAAAGUAAGCUCUAAAGAUUAUUGACACUGUUGAUAUUCUCAUUACUAAGCACUUAAAUGACAAAACUGAUUAAGAUAAAUAUACAGCAAUGCUUACAAGGCUCACUAUUGGGUUAUCAUAAGUGAUAGCCGGUGGCUUUUAUGGGAUUCGUUAUUGUUUUCAAAAUAGUAGUUACCUCCUCACUGUAGCCAUAAUUAGUAGUUUUUAGCCUUGUGACUUUAAGAAGAUUUAUUAUAGACGGAGAGAGAAUCAAAGGUUAUGUAUAGUGUAAAAUCAACCAAAAGGGGAAUGGCGUCGUUAAACAAAUAAGGAAUUUUUUUAAUGUCAAGUUUAGGUGUUAAAAGUUCUGUAUUCUGAACAUGAAAUUCAUCAUUCAGCAAAAUUUAAAGGGUUUAAAUUGAA